Molecule: messenger RNA, 891 nt
Organism: Lucilia sericata (common green bottle fly)
Lineage: Eukaryota; Metazoa; Arthropoda; Insecta; Diptera; Calliphoridae
Exons: 3
Coding region: 240-680 (146 amino acids)
Biological process (GO): regulation of synaptic transmission, cholinergic; positive regulation of voltage-gated potassium channel activity; sleep
Source: RefSeq, a predicted model, not a curated record
AAAUGUUUAAUGAUGCGAAGAAAACAUUUGACAGAGUUUAAGAAACAACAAAACAUUUAGAUUUGGUUAGUAGGUGAAGAUCGUUGGUCGUUGGUGGAACUCAUCACAGAUAACUAAAAAAGUAAAAGUGAAUUUGAAAAUAAUUUCGAAAUCAAAAUAAAAACACUGCAGUUGUUUUGGAUUUAGAUAAUAAACAAACAAACACACACAGCAAAAAAAUCAAAACUAAAAUAAAAAUCAUGUCAUCUAUGAAAUAUUUAUUGGCUGUUGCAAUCAUGGCAACUUUGGCCUGUUCGGCUUUUGCCAUACAUUGUUACCAGUGCGAAUCUUCGAAUCCAAAAUGUGGUGAACAUUUCGAAGCUGACGAUGCUUUCAAAUUCGAUUGUGCUCGCAUUAGUCCACCCCGUUUCUUGGCCAAUUUCCUACCAGUUCGUAAUGCUACUGGAUGCAUGAAGAAAACCUUAGAAGCCGUAAGCGGUCAUCCACUAAUAGUGCGCUCUUGUUACUUUGGCGACAUUUCCAAUACCCAAGGUGGUUGUUCAGCUGAUCCUUCAUUGCCUUUUAUUAAACAAAUGUCAUGUGAUGUUUGCUCGGGUGAUUUGUGCAAUGGUUCCUCAACAAUGGCACCCAUUGCCUUCACUAUUUUGGCUUUCUUUGCCUUGGCUCGUGUAUUCUCUUAAGUCUAUAACUCUUCCAAGUGAAACGAGUAAAUCAGCCUUUUUAAGCCUUAAGUAAUCUCCUUAGAUCUAUAGAGAUCUUAAAAAAUAUGUAUUUUUUUAUUUUAUUAUUAUUUUUUUGUAAGUAUUUAUGUUUUAAUUAAUUAUGGAUGGAAUGUUAAAGCUUUUUAAGAAGAAAAACAACAACAAAUAUUAUGAUUUUUUUUAUAAGCAA